Molecule: messenger RNA, 321 nt
Organism: Penicillium hordei
Lineage: Eukaryota; Fungi; Ascomycota; Eurotiomycetes; Eurotiales; Aspergillaceae
Product: DUF167 domain-containing protein
Exons: 2
Coding region: 1-321 (106 amino acids)
Cellular component (GO): cytoplasm
Source: RefSeq, a predicted model, not a curated record
AUGUUCAACCUCCACAUCCCUUGCUAUGUAAAGCCAAACUCCUCUGCUCGCCGUACAGGUAUUAUAAACGUGGGAAUUGAUAAAGUCGAGAUUUCCGUGGCUGCUGUUCCACGCGACGGGGCAGCUAAUAUUGCAGUGUCGCAUGUCGUUGCAGAGAUCUUCAAAGUUCCAAAAUCGAGCGUCCAGGUUAUUCACGGCGCGAAAUCACGAGAGAAAACCUUGUGUGUUGCCGACCUGGAGAUCGGAGACGACGGCGAAACAGCAUACUUGCAGCGUGCGACACAAAUAUUAAAGGCCGCUGUCAUGACACGAAACUCCUAG